Messenger RNA from Trichoplax adhaerens, 714 nucleotides. RefSeq lists its product as uncharacterized. Gene Ontology annotation, cellular component: nucleus. The transcript has 3 exons. The record is from RefSeq and is a predicted model, not a curated record. Gene Ontology annotation, biological process: neurogenesis. The annotation marks the transcript as partial. Gene Ontology annotation, molecular function: protein binding. NCBI's taxonomy places the organism in Eukaryota, Metazoa, Placozoa, Uniplacotomia, Trichoplacea, Trichoplacidae.
GUACCUGAUGGCAUCAUUAUUAAGCAAUCAUCCCUACCUCAUGUCCAACUGGGUGUUUUUAGCCAUGAUCGAUGGAUAAGCGAAGGAACAGAGAUGGGCCCAUUUACUGGUCGCUAUGUGUCUAAGAAUGAAAUUAAUGAAUCAACCAGGAAUGAAUUUAUGUGGGAGGUACUCAACCAAAAUGGAGAAUUAAGUCAUUUUAUCGAUGGCAGUGGUGGCAACACAACCAAUUGGAUGUGCUUUGUCAAUUGCGCACGAAAUGCAUCAGAGCAAAAUUUAAUCCUCCAUCAACAUAGUGAUGGAACGUUGUACUAUAAAGCAAUCAAGGAUAUCCCUCCAGAUCACGAGUUAUUAAUUUGGUAUGGCCCUGAAUACGCUCAAUUUCUUGGAAUUCCCGACGUCCAACAAUUUGGAAAUUGCAUGCACAACGUUCAAAAAAAUAACCAGGAAAUGCCAAUAGGACGUAUGAAAUGUACAAUAUGUUUUCGCGGCUUCAACUCUCGUAGUAACUUAAGAUCGCAUAUGAGAAUUCAUACAGCUGAAAAACCAUUCCAAUGCAAAUAUUGUCGGAAAUGCUUUUCUCAAUCAUCAACACUUCGCAACCACGUGAGACUACACACUGGCGAAAAACCCUAUAAAUGUAACGUAUGCAACUGUGCAUAUUCACAACUAGCUGGAUUAAGGGCUCAUCAGAAAAGUGCCCGACAUCGCCCG